AUGGUCAUUUCUAACAAUAACAUCACCAACAACAGAGCUGGAGGGCCUAAACGUUCAGUGGAAUCAAUUGUUGGUGGAAAUGGAAAUCUGAGAGGCAAUGAACCAGAUGAUGAAGAAGAUAAUAUUAUAACUAGGUUGAAACUUCGAUCAUCGACGAUGGCAUCGGUUGCUGAUACCAUGAGGAUGAACAACAAAAGGAAUAAAAAUAAUUUUUCAAAAAUUACUUACUUGAUAGAGAGCGAGUCUGAAAACCUCGAGGAUGGUUAUAAAUGGCGCAAGAGCUACUAUUAUUGCACUGCAAUUGGUUUCAAUGCAAAGAAGAGAGUGGAGCGAACAUGUGAGUCUGAUGGUUUUGUUUAUGAUUCUGAGUCUGAUUCGUGGAAGAGUCAGCGAGAUGGGAAACAUGUGAAACAUGAAUUAGAUUUAGCACUCCUUUAUGACAGUUGCCUAUUUAUGGAUUAG
Arachis stenosperma is the source of this 462-nucleotide messenger RNA. Its product is annotated as WRKY transcription factor 71-like. Gene Ontology annotation, biological process: regulation of DNA-templated transcription. The coding region runs from base 1 to 462 and encodes 153 amino acids. NCBI's taxonomy places the organism in Eukaryota, Viridiplantae, Streptophyta, Magnoliopsida, Fabales, Fabaceae. The record is from RefSeq and is a predicted model, not a curated record. Gene Ontology annotation, molecular function: sequence-specific DNA binding; DNA-binding transcription factor activity. The transcript is spliced from 4 exons.